Messenger RNA from Trichoderma harzianum CBS 226.95, 1077 nucleotides. RefSeq lists its product as hypothetical. Bases 1 to 1077 code for a protein of 358 amino acids. NCBI's taxonomy places the organism in Eukaryota, Fungi, Ascomycota, Sordariomycetes, Hypocreales, Hypocreaceae. The transcript has 4 exons. The record is from RefSeq and is a predicted model, not a curated record.
AUGUUUGCCAGAGAAUUCGAAGAUCCAUUAGGGAGACACAUAUUGGCCCAAUACCCAGGCUCAAAAUCUCCCAAUCAGCUCGCACCGGCUCUCAGUAUAAAUCAUGCCCAACGGAAGACCCUACAGUUCGAUGUGGACAAGAUUCUGAAUGACUAUUCGAAUCCGCCUGGUCAGAAUCAAGAUGACACCCCCAAGGUGUUACGAGCAUUCCUCAAAUACUUGUGCGAAGAUGCAAAAACACUCUUAAUGCAAGAGAUCAAACAGUUCAACGGAAACACAUCAUUAAGGCAGCUCCGCAAUUCCCUCGUCGACUCAAUAUUAAAGAGUAUGCUAAUAGCUGGCGGCAAACAACCUAAAUCACUUACACCGUCCCCCAUCGUGAUCCCUGGCUUAACUGCAGAGGAAAGUCAAAAUCAACCAGAGCUGAGGAGCGACCACAUUGCUGUCAAACAAGCAUGCUUGGCAAGAGACGGUCACCGCUGUGUUCUCACCGGCAUGGUCGAACGACUUCAUUUCAUGAGUAUACCGCCACAAAACCGCGGAGAUCUACGGUCUUGCACAACCGAAUGUGCACAUAUCAUUCCCUUUGCUUUAAGCAAGCUUAACCCGAAUUCUACCCAGGAGGCCGAAACCAAGGCCCAGGUUUGGAGGGCGAUUUACCGCUACUUUCCCUUCGUCGUAGGGAAAAUCGGGCCCGAAAAUAUCAACGCUCCCGAAAAUGCUAUAACUCUGAGGUCAGAGGCUCAUAUGGAAUUCGCCGCACAUCGUAUUGCCGCUGAACCUACGAAUACGGAACACAAAUACCAUGUCCAUGAUCUCGGCGCUGUUUAUUCCGUAGCUCGAGAUUUAUCGAAAACUAUCACUAUAACACAGUCAGACCCAGCAGUUGCGAUGCCAGAUCCCGAUCUCCUUAGGUUACACUACCAAAUAUCGAUGAUCUUGCAGGAGAGUGGUAUUCGAGAGAGAUAUGAGAGGACCAUAUGGGAAAAUGAAGAUAACUUAAUCCAAAACAUUCAACCUGAUGGCUCCACAGAUCUAGAGAAUAUCCUGUCCAGCAAAAUGCUAAUAGAUAUCUAG